Molecule: messenger RNA, 1479 nt
Organism: Cucumis melo (muskmelon)
Lineage: Eukaryota; Viridiplantae; Streptophyta; Magnoliopsida; Cucurbitales; Cucurbitaceae
Product: cinnamoyl-CoA reductase-like SNL6
Biological process (GO): steroid biosynthetic process
Molecular function (GO): 3-beta-hydroxy-Delta5-steroid dehydrogenase (NAD+) activity
Source: RefSeq, a predicted model, not a curated record
ACUACUCCUCCUCUUCUCUCUCUCUCAUCAUCUCCAAACAUUCUGCGCCUUCACCCUUUUCCCUACUUUUUCCAACUUCCAAUGGGCAUUGCAGGAGCCCAACAUCAGCGUCGGACAGUGGAUUUGGAGGACCUCCGCCGCAUCUCUGAACGUACCCCUAUGCAUCGGAAGGAUUCUGAUGACUUCUAUGGAAGGAGAGUUUUGUCCAACUCCUCCUCUGAUACCGACGAGGAGCCCGGCGACGAGCUUGUUUGCGUUACCAGUGGCGUCUCUCUCUUAGGCCUUGCGCUCGUGAAUCAACUUCUGCAGCGUGGAUUUUCCGUUCGGAUCCUCCUCGAUAAUCCAGAAGAUGGAGAAAAAGUGAGAGAGAUGAAAUUGAAAUCAGAAGCAGGUGGUGGAGUUAGCCGAAUAUCGACAUUGUCGGCCGAUCUAACGGAGAGCCAUAGCUUAGUAAAUGCAUUUGAAGGAUGUCGUGGCGUAUUCCAUACCUCUUCCUUCAUCGAUCCUUCUGGGCUCACCGGCUAUUCGAAAGCCAUGGUUGAGGUGGAAAAGAAGGUGAGUGAGAAUGUCAUGGAGGCCUGCGCAAGAACGUCAUCCGUAAGAUACUGUGUUUUUACCUCUUCUCUUUUGGCCUGCAUAUGGCGUGACGGAACACGAGCCGAGCUCCCCCCGGUCGUCGACCAUGAUUGUUGGAGCGAUCGAUCGCUAUGCAACGAUAAAAAACUAUGGUAUGCUUUGGGGAAGCUGAAGGCGGAGAAGGCAGCAUGGAGGAUUGCAAAAGAAAGAGAUAUAAAGUUAGUCACCAUUUGUUCUGCCUUGGUAACUCCUCCUCCUAACCUCUCUACCACAAAUUCAACUCCAACAAUUGCAUAUCUCAAAGGAGCAGAAGAGAUGUAUGAGCAAGGGCUACUGGCAACGGUGAGCGUGCGAAGAUUGGCAGAGGCACAGGUGAACGUUUAUGAGGCAAUGGGAGAAAACGAAGCACAUGGAAGAUACAUUUGUUUUGAUCAAAUAAUCAAAACAGGAGCUGAGGCAGAGGCUUUGGCAAGAGAAAUAUGUAUCCCUAUCACCAAAAUUUGCCAAUCUCAAGAAGAAGAAGCAUCAACAAGCACUUCUAGUAAGUUUCAGUUAUCAAAUAAAAGGCUUUUCAAUCUCACUUCUUCAAGAGCUCCUUCUACUCGCUGUUAUUCUCUAAAUGCAUUUCCCUAAUCCAACAUUAUUCUUUUCCACUUCGUUCAUCAAAAUCAAUAAUGUUUUGUAUAAUGGUGCAAUUGUGUUAAAAAGAAAAAGUGCAUAGAUAAGUCGUAAUAAAUGAUGAAAAGUAUGUAUUCCAACAUAGAUGUCUGAGGUUGGAAUUGAAUCUCAGACAUUAAGCUAAAAAGAGGGAUAACAUGCUUAGAGUAUAUUCUUUGGUUUUCAAAAUUGUAAUAGGAAUCAAAAUAAUGAUUCAAUAACUAAAGGUUCAAUUCUCUCGUUCAA